AAUUUAUGAGUCCACAACUAAAAGUAACGGGUACUACGCAUGAAUCUACUGAGCGUUCAACUUAUAAAGCACUAAGUCGACUGUGAAUGAGACAUUUUUCAAAAGCAUGCUGGGAACCACCCCUAGUUCUAAAUUUGAAAUUGUCGCAAGGUUCUUACAACAUUAAAUAUCGGAUAAAUCAACUUUAUAAAUAGCUUGGAUGUGAACAUCUAUCCAAUAGCUCAUUUGUUUGAUCAAAUGGUAAUUUCCAUAGGCACUUUCCUGGUUUAGGAUAACUGGAUAUGUUUUAAUCGUUGCAUAUAGGUCUAAAUUGUAAAUCAUCUUUUGAUCACUCGUUGUCUUAUAUAUGGAUCAUAUUUUAACACAAAAACUCGGCACUUAAUCGAAACUCGAUUGCGGUACUCUAUCGUAUGGAUCAUCGUAGCUUUGAAAUUCACAGAAACUUUGAUGUCAUUUUCCCGCACGGAUUUCGUAAACCUGGUCUAUAAAACUGUUCAUCUACUAGGUUCUGAUUAUUACCAUUGCUGAAGCACUUUAUUCAAUCUCGUAACACUCUGGCUGUUGUUGCUGUUACGUGUUUUGACUACUAUCGAUAGUGUUGCAUAGUCAGUAUUCUGAAUUUACGAAAAUGUCAUUGGUAAAUAUUCCUCGUUACCGUGACGAUCCAAACUAUCGUUACAAAAUGCCUCGUAUUCAAUCUAGGAUAGAAGGCAGAGGCAAUGGGACAAAGACAAACAUUUCCAACAUGGGAGAUAUUGCUAGGGCGCUAAAGAGGCCUCCCACUUACGCAACUAAGUUUUUUGGCUGUGAAUUGGGUGCAAUGUCGAAGUUUGAGGAGGCAGAAGAGAAGGCUUUAAUUAAUGGAGCUCAUACCGAAAAGGCUCUCUCCUUGAUUCUGGACAAGUUCAUAGAGCUCUAUGUGCUAUGUCCUCAGUGUCAGCUCCCGGAAAUCGAAGUUAUUGUCAAGAGAGGUGCGUUACACUCUUCCUGCAACGCUUGUGGUCAUAAGGGAACACUCGAUAUGACGCAUAAGGCUGCGUCCUACAUGAUCAAAAAUCCCAUUGUUUCCUCCUCAAAAAUGAGUAAGGAAAGAGAACCCAAGGAUGCUAAAGAAAAGGAGAAGAAAAAGAAACCAAGUAAAAAGAAGGAAGCCGGAUCACCAGGAAAUGAGGAUCUGGUGGAGAACGAAGAACUGACCAUGGAAAGUCCAGAAAUUGCAGAGGUGAUAUCAAGGUUCCACUAUUUCAUUUAUGGUGGAGAGAAGAAGAGCGUUGAUGAUUUGGCUCAGGAGCUGCACAUGUUACAGCUCUCCCAGGGCUUUGAUAAUGUGUGCAGGUUCUUUGUUUGUCUCGCGGCCGUCUUUGGAACAAUGGUCGGUGCAAGGUUAGAUGAUUCACCUAGUGUGGAUUUGUCCAAACUUUCUCUUAAAGAUACGGACGUCAGUCCAGAAGCUGGAGAAUUGCCAGCUGCUCAUGAUGGCCGAGCACCAAAUCCUUCUUCGCCAAAGCUCUCGGUAGAUACGUUUAAGGACAACAUCGAGGUUAUUAAAGCUGCCACUGUAUACACUAUAUCGCCAAAGGAAAUUAUCGGCGCCCUAGAAUACUUUAUAUUUCAGUGUAACCCAGAGGAGGUUUCAAACUACCCCUACUAUGCCCAAGCAUUCUACUCGGACGAUGUAGUUGAAGGUUCUGACUUUAUAAGGUACUAUGGAAAGUCUUCUAGGUACUCUGGCAACCUCAAUGCUAUAUUCCUGAAGGCUAGGGAGACGAUAUCGCCCUUUAUUCAGUGGUUGCAAGAAGAUUAA
This is a messenger RNA of Theileria equi strain WA, 1804 nucleotides long. RefSeq names its product eukaryotic translation initiation factor 5, putative. NCBI's taxonomy places the organism in Eukaryota, Apicomplexa, Aconoidasida, Piroplasmida, Theileriidae. Gene Ontology annotation, molecular function: eukaryotic initiation factor eIF2 binding; GDP-dissociation inhibitor activity; translation initiation factor activity. The transcript has a single exon. The record is from RefSeq and is a predicted model, not a curated record. Gene Ontology annotation, cellular component: cytosol. Gene Ontology annotation, biological process: formation of cytoplasmic translation initiation complex; formation of translation preinitiation complex; translational initiation. Bases 629 to 1804 code for a protein of 391 amino acids.